Pelobates cultripes (western spadefoot toad) is the source of this 24081-nucleotide messenger RNA. NCBI's taxonomy places the organism in Eukaryota, Metazoa, Chordata, Amphibia, Anura, Pelobatidae. The record is from the annotation of a GenBank genome assembly.
CCCAGGACCUGUUGCUGUUUGUGUACUCCAUGUCCCAAAUCCAUGCAGCAUCCCCCCAUGCAUGCAGAGCCCCCCAGUCAGUGCCAGGUUACCGGGUACAAGUACAGCACGGCCCCCACUAGGAUCAGGAGGAAAGUGAUGGCGAAUAUGGCGAAGUCCAGCAUCCCAGCCCUGUACACGGUGGCCCAGCUGCAGGCCGCAUAUACCAGAAAGCCACUCUCCUAGCUCGGCCAUCGACUCCAGACCCUGCCAGACUCGCUCAAUCGAUGCCAGAACCCGGAAACGUCCUGGAGUUUCCAGCUGAGUGACACGUGUUUUGUUUGGGAGGGGAGGGGGGGUACCGAUAGAACCACAUCUGGAAACUUAAAACUGGGCUAAAAAGCAGGAAAUAUGAUGGUGUGGCGAUAGGAGAGCAGUAAAGAUGCAAUGCACUCACACCCAUUCCUUUUGCUGAGUACUAUAUUCGCAUGCAGCACAGAUAUACUUUGCCAGUCACCAAAUUCUUCGGGUAUUUAUGAGAUUUCAUAUAUUUGGAAUUGAUAGUUUGAUCACUUGUGUUCCCAUGUUAUCAAAGUGUCGGUUUAUUCUGAAGUGUUCUACAAUAGGUUUGCAAACAAGUAGUUAAAGGGACCCUAUAGGCGCCCUGACCACUGCAGCUUAUUGAAGUGAUCUGGGUGCACUGUCCCUCUCCCCCCUCUUUGCAAUGUUUACAUUACAGCACUAAGACAGCCUCCAGUCGCUGUCUACCAGACAGUCACUAAAGGCGCUUCUGGGAUAUUACUUGACUUUAAGGUCUGCAUGAGGACAUCCAGCAUCAGAGAAAUCUCAAUAGGAAAGCAUUGAUUCAAUGCUUUCCAAAGGGGAGAGCCUAAUGCUCUAGCUGAGCAUUCGCAUUAGGCCUCCCCCCCCCCCUGUCGAUAAAGUCCUACUUGUUUCAAAGAAAUAUUAUAAUGUUAGGAAUAGUGUAUAGUAUUCCUUUAAAACAAGUAGGACAAACUGGAACAUGGACAUGGUUUUUCACCAAAUUUUCAAUUGUUACAAACUAAAAUGUGAAUGGCAAAAAGUAGGCAAGCAGUGCCUAUAACUGAGAUGGCGAAUUUCAGCACCACCAUAGGUAUUUGCCUAAGGGGGUCGUUCGUUAAAUACAAAAUUAUAGAGACUUAAAGAUUAGUUAAAUUUAAUAUAAAACAAUGUGUCUUAUUAACAAAGACUGAUUUCUAAACACAUUUAUGGUAGUGUAAAUAAACUGUGAUUAUUAUUAUUAUUGCUCUGGGGCUCAGUUAUACACUCAGACACACCAACAAUAUGAAGCUCCUGGGGAAAAAAAGACAUUAGGAUAGAAAAGAAGGACAGAGCGACUUGAGCCCUAAAUAUGGACACUUGGCAAGUCAGUGAUUUAAAUGAGUCAUGGUUUCUACAGUGCAUGUGCAGAGUUUCACCUCUGGUUAAGCUGGUUAAUAUCAGUUCUGUGCAAAUUUUCAUACACCAUGUGCUAUUCAUUGGCUGAUAGUGACUGCAGCCCAGAAGCCGGAAGAACGUCAUUAAGCAGGAGAGGAGCCUCGAAGACUGGCAGGUAAGAGGGCAAACUGUUACAAAAUGGUUUGCCCAUUACUCUGGAACCAGCCCAGUGUACUCAUAGCAUUAUAACAACUACCGCGAUCUCGAGUGGUUAUGAUUCUUGUAGUUACCCUUUAAUACCAACCUUUAUUGUCUUACUGCAGCCAUACUAUGAAUAAGUACAUAAAACAAACCUCUUCUUCAGUUCUCUGUGAUCUUCAUAUAACAUUAGUUAGAGAACCACUAAAGACACCCAGACCACUUUAUCUCAAUGAAAUGGUCUGGGUGCACUGGCCUUGUAGUUUUAACCAUGCAAUAUAAGACAUUUCAGUUCUAUAGACAUGGCACAGUUUAUAUUACAGGGUUAACACUCCUCAAGUGGCUGUUUUCUAGACAGCCAUUAGAGGCGCUUCUGUGUUGAGAACUGUGACGAACUGAACCUUGUCACGGGUGCUUGGAGGGGCCUGCUGGCCAGCCUCUUGCCAAAAGACUACGGGCCAAAUCAACGACUGUAAAGACCCAUAUUUUAUUCCCCCUGGUUCGGCACUUUCCAUAGAACCGAACGCUAGCUCCCUGGUGGCCGUUCGCAUGGACCAAAACCGCAAAUAGACUAUAGGGGAACUUAGCCGCGAAUGCCCGGGAACUAUUUUCGGCAUGAAGACUUUGCGGUUCACGGUCGGUCCUCCAGCAGCACUUAGCCGCAAUUCUAUGGAUUCGUUUUGGGCAUGUGACCAUGCAUGCAGUCGGUAAAAACUAUGACUUCCAGGAAAUUCCUGAACCCCUAAACUGAUCUGGGUGAUUUUUGGAUAUGUUGGUCACCCAGAUCAGGGCUAUCAGGGGAUGUAACUUUUGUGGGGGUUUUGUAAAAAUGUGUGUUUUUUGUGUUUGGAGAUAAUUGAGUUUUGUAUAGUGCUUGACUCAUUUAUCUCCUAAGUAAAGGGGAAGGCUUAUUGUAUUGUAUAUGGGAGUGUCAUGCAUUGUAACACUGUUAUUAUUGGUCUGUGACUUUGUAAAGGCGUUCCCCACAAGGUCCAUGUGGGAGUGCCCCUUGCAUGGGGAUUGUCAUAAAAGGCCAAGUGUGGCACCAUUAAAAUCAGUUCCUCUUCACCCUCAACAUAGAGCCUAGUCUCAUGUGUGGAGGGGACAGCUAUAUUCACUCUGGGGAUUGCUAUAUUCAUUAUACUCCCUUGGAUUAUUAUCACUAGCUCUUAUAAGAGCUGUUCCUGCUAUACUCUCUGGAGUAGGAGAGGUUCAUCCACUGGAAGCUGGAUCCUGGUCUUGGGUCCAGGGUGAGUGGAGGACAGCGAGACCCCAAUCAAUCUGCGGUGGUUCAUGGGGUCUACAGUGGUUAUGGUGUCUGGUGGAGUGCUUGGAGUCCUCGGUGAGCACUAGGAGCAUCGACUGGCGGAGGCACCCGGUAGGGGUGCCAGGCGGUCUGUCACAAGAACCAAGUCAAAUUCUGUUCUCAAUAGAAUGUUUCAAGAUCGGCUACAUUGGCCUCAUAUAUGAAAACCAAUUUCAAAUUUCAGGCAAUUUUUUUAAUUAGUCAAUAAUCCUGAUCGAUAUAGGGACUCUGUACACUGAAUCAUCUGUUUUCUUUUUCGAAUGUGUUUUAUAGACAGAAAAUUAAAACAUGCUCUGGGGUAAAAGAUUCAUCAGCAUUUCAUAAAUGAAAAAUACUGCCAAGAAGGAGGUAAUAAUGUAGUAAGGUAGGAUGAGACAAACAGAGACUGGAAAAUGACAUAAGCAAUGUCACCAAACUAUGGUGGAUCAAAAAAAUAGUUUGUGAAUUAAAGAUAUUUCAUGAUUUUAUGGAAUGAUAUUAUCAGGGUUAAUAACUUAAGUGAGAAUUCAAAGAGAAUGCCAGAGUAGCCAAACUGAAACCAUAGGUGACUUUGAGGAUUUUUCCAUUUUGACAACUGGACCUUAAAGGGAAGUCUGCUCCAGUUCCAGCUGUAAGUCUACCCCUCUAGACGGCUUCCGUAAUCCUGUCGUAGUUUUUGGUCCGUUAUCUGACGCUGGACGUCCUUAUGUAAGCACUCACCUCUAAAAAUCAUUUGGGGGGGUUAUACAGGAGCAUGUGCUUCCCUGCUAGAUGCUUCUCAUUUAUCAGAGAAGCACUUAAAAAAAAAAAAAAGAAUGAAUGCAAACAUUUACAUUGUAUUAUUCUUUGAUUUAAAACUUUACUGUUUUUUUUUUUUUGCAGCAUGUGACAUUUUACCUCUUGCAGUACUUAGAUCUUUCUUAUCCUACCCAUCCAGAUAAUUGCGAAAUAAACUUUGCUCUAUAAUUGCAAAGGGCAGAGAUAUAAUAUUUGCCGAUCUCAGCUGUUGUGUGUGUGUGGAAUGAGUCACUAAGUCACUCAGUCUCUGACUCUUCCUGUUUUCUCAACAGCUUUAAACCGAAGAACACUAUUGUCUCAAACUCUCCAUCAACGAUGACCACCAAACGGCGACUCCUGCUCAUUUCUAACUCUACGCUACAUGGAGGAGGUUAUCUGGAGCAUUGCCAGGAACACAUAGUAAAGUUUUUAGGAAAGUAAGUAAAUCGUUUUUGAGUGUGUGUGUCUUAAAUGAUAAUUGUAUACUUAAUUAAUUUUUGCUAUUAAUAAAAUGACUUUGUGUGGACUAUAUAUUUUGUCCUGUUACUUCCUGGUUUGUUUAGCUCAGUGGAGCGAAACUCAAGAGGCAGCAAUUGCCCAGAGCACCUACCUUGCAAAGACUCACAUUAAGCUGAAUUAGGAAGUCUGUGAUUGGGCAGCCACAGAAAGUCUAGGCUGGGGAAGAAGGGUAGGACUGCAGCAAUUGCAAUUCAAAAUGUUUUGCAAAAUAACCUGAAUGCAUAUUUUCUUGUGGGGUAUAUCGACAAAAUUUUUUAAACAUUUUUUUGAAUGGAAUGACCCUUGUAAGCCCUGCGGAGCGAACACAUAAGAUUGUGUUUGCCUUUAUCUGUGUGCAAUUUGAAAACUCUACAACGCAUUGAUUUCAAAAUGAUCCGAUAAAUGGAGGAGGCUACCAGUGAGUAUUUUUUUCACGUUUAUUGUUUCAUUUUACGGACAUCCGAUUUGGGAUUUUCUUUGUCAGCAUGUUGUUCUCUUAUUGGUGUCUUGACACCCCCCGAGGCCCCGGUUUUAAUUACUACAAGGCCAAUCAAUUUACUUUUCUAUUUCCCUUUUUUUUAUUUUUUUAUUUACAGGAACCCUUAAAGCUUGUUGCACUGUUCCUUCUCUUCUGAAGUGGGCUUCAUUUCCCAAAAGGCUAAAUAGAUAAUUAGAAAGCUAGACACACUGGGGAAAAAAAGAGAAGAAGAGAUACAAGAUUUUAUUCUAAAAUGUGCUUGUUUUUGGCUUUUUAUUCCAGGCAAGUAAAGAGAGUCCUAUUUGUCCCUUAUGCUCUCCAUGGCAGAGAUGAUUAUGCUAAAAUUGCAAGACAGAAGUUUGAAAGUCUGGGUAGGUGUAAUAUGUAUAAUUACAGGAGCUAUUCUGAAUAUCGAUGUUAAUAUAUCUUACAUCUUACAAAUUUGGCAGGCAGCCGCCCUGAGGGGUGGAAUUUCAUCCAUUCCCUUUCUGUUGUUGCCCCUGGUAUAUAUUCAGGACUUUCCCUCUGGGAUGCAUACCAAGGCAUUUUCAGAUUUAAUCCACCAUUCAUUACCAAGAAUAUGCCAUGUGGGAUCCUCCUUGGUGUGUAAAACGAUUACCACACUGUCGGAGGGAGGAAAUGCCCCCAUCUUGCAGUCCUUCCACUACAGGUAAAGGUUACAUUAAAUGCUCUUCUACAGAAACCUUCCGUAUUCAGGGCCCUAAUUUCCUUUUGAUCCACCUGCAUGGAAUCUGGCCCACUAGCACAUUAGGUAUCAUAUCUUUAUUCAGUACUCCAUUCCAAAACCCCAACAGUGACGCCACUGCUCAUGGGUAAAUGGGAGACAUUUUCUGGAAAACCUAAACUGAGACCAAUGGUAAAAAAUACAGCACUGCUCACUUUCCAGUAGGGCUCAUGAGACGGCAUCUAAACUCUUUUCCUGCUGGUACCAAACUCCCAGGUACCUACAGAUAUUAGAUCCCACCCAUACUGGGUUAUGUUGGUGUUGCACACACAAUAUGGGGACACUGAUUCACCUAUGGUGGGGCUAUAUGUUGGUUCAGACAUACUGCAGAGCGAUACUUUCCGUGCUAAAGAUAGUUUUAGACUCUCCGCCUUACUUUAAAAAAACACUAUAGUCACCAAAUCAACUUUAGCUUAAUGAAGUAGUUUUGGUGUAUAGAUCAUGCCUCUAAAGUUACACCGCUCAAUUCACUGCCAUUUAGGAGUUAAAUCACUUUGUUUAUGCAGCCCUAGUCACACCUACCUGAAUGUGACUUGCACAGCCUGCGUGCCAAACAGCUGGUUUCACCUUCAAACUGAUGUAACUUAUCUUAAAAGAUUUUAUUUCCUGCUCUGUAAAUUUAACUUUAUAUUACAUAUAGGUAUAUCCUGCAGGGUCUAGGAGGCUAUUAACAGAGCAGAAGAUAAGAAAAUCUAAAUUAAACAGAAUUUGCAAUAAAGGAAGUGUAAACAUUAGAUUACUAUUUACAGGAAGUGUUUAGGAAGGCUGUGAAAGUCACACGCCGGGAGGUGUAAGUAGGGUGGCAUAUGCAAAGUGAUUUAACUCCUAAAUGGCAGAGAACUGAGCAGUGAGACUAGUCCCUCUAGUAGCUGUCUGGUAGACAGCCACUAGAGAUAGUGUUAACCUUCAAAUGUAAUUUAUUGCAUUUUAUUAAAAACUGCAAUAAUUAGCUUUGCAGGUGUUAAAGGACCACUCUAGGCACCCAGACCACUUCAGCUUUAUGAAGUGGUCUUGGUGCCAGGUACCUCUAGGAUUAACCCUUUUUUUUUAUAAACAUAGCAGUUUCAGAGAAACUGCCAUGUUUAUACUGAGGGUUAAUCCAGCCUCUAGUGGCUGUCUCAUUGAUAGCCGCUAGAGGCGCUUGCGUGCUUCUCACUGUGAAAAUCACAGUGAGAGCACGCAAGCGUCCAUAGGAAAGCAUUGUAAAUGCUUUCCUUUGCGACCGGCUGAAUGCGCGCGCGGCUCCUGCCGCGCAUGCGCAUUCAGCCGAUGACGUCGCGAGCGAGGAGGAGUACAGCUCCCCGCCCGGCGCUGUAGAAAGGUAAGUGUUUAACCCCUUCCUCUCUCCAGAGCCCGGCGGGAGGGGGUUCCUGAGGGUGGGGGCACCCUCAGGGCACUAUAGUGCCAGGAAAACGAGUAUGUUUUCCUGGCACUAUAGUGGUCCUUUAAGGGACCUUGGACAUUUCACCCAGACCACUUCAAUUAGCUGAAGUGGUCUAGGAGCCUUUAGCGUCCCUUUAAUAGUAAUAAAAAUGAGUAAGAUAAACAAAUAAAGAAUGGGGAGAGGAGAAAAAAAGGAAAGGAUAAAAUCAUUAUAGCAGGAAGGCUGCGUAUUCACCAGACUACAGUAAACACACAUGUUGUAUUUGACCAUAAAGUGUAAACAUGGCAACCAUAUUAAAUUGAUAAUGACAGUGCGAGCAAUGAGUUGAAAUAAUGUAUUUCACGAUUGAUAACUGCCUAGUGACAAAUUUACUGUAAUGGCCCUCAGAAGCAAUAUUAUUAUUUUUAUUUUUUUUAAUAAUUAAAGAGUGGAAUUGAUUCACUUAUUAAUAAGCUGUAUAAGAAUUUUUAAAGAAAUGAAUAAUAAAUAACGUUUCCUUUAUUGUUUCAGGUUAUGGCUUGGACAGCGUACAUGAGGCUGAAAAUCCGGUAGAAGCUGUCCAGAAUUGCCAAGCCAUCUUUAUUGGUAAUUUUCUUGUAUAUUAAAUGUGCUUUAAACAGGAGGCAGUGUACUGGCUAAUAUUUGAAUGGGCACUAUAAGCACUGUAGGCACUGCAUCUUGAUUUUGCAGUUAUUUGUUGUUAUUCUGUGGGUGCCAUUAAUUUACUUUCCUGGCCAUAUCCAUGGCAGCACAACAAUGGGUAGCUCCUCCCUAUCCCUAACAAGACAGGAACCUAAUUAAAACAGAAGGUAUAAGUAACCCCUCCUACCCCUCCCACCCUCAGUCUUUUUGUUCCUGUCCUGUCCCUAGGACAGACUUAGUCAUUCUAAGACUAGAGAAUUUUUUUCUUUUUGGCUUACCUGAGGGUUGUUACCUUUUCCCUCAAGGAAGUUCAGCCUCUCUCCCUUGGGCAGUCUCCAGUACACAGCCCUGUGCAAAGGUGACCCCCUGGAGAGACCCCUUUAGUGACCGGGGGUUCUAACUUGCUGUGACCCUAGGGGUAGCAAGAUCAUGCCAUCACCAUGAUUCCUGCAGUGACCAAGAGGUAUUAGGCCGGACAUGCACAUACAAAGGACAUGGAUUGCAAGGAUUAAUAUGACAUUGACUAACAUUCCAUCCCUGAAGGAGUUAAUGUGAGACAGACUAACAUUCCAUCGCUGAAAGGGUUAAAGUACAACUCACUAUCUUGUACUUUCCCAUGGAUUUACUUGCUGUGAACCUAGGGUAGCAAGAUUUUGCCAUCAGCCUAUUUCCUGCAGUGACCAAGGAGUAGAAGGCUGGGCAGGCACAUACAGAGCAUAUAUAUGGAUGUAACCCUUUCUACCCUUCAUCGGUUUCAUCUAAACGGUAAUGUAACAGUGUAAGCAUGCAGAAGCAAAACAAAGAGAGAUGGACACAGGUAUUCAGGAAGUAAGAGUCCUUUAUUCACAUUACCGAUCGGGUCUCAGAUGAACUCCUGUUCCAAAAUUCUGAGAGACCAACACAUGGUGUACAUUCCUUAUAUAGCACUAUAACUCCUCCCAUCAAUAGCUACACCCACAUAUACCUUUAACCAAUCAAUGAGCAGAAUAUAGACUUGUACAUCUAGUCAAACCACAUGGCCCAUCCAAGACAAAGGAAAUAAGUGCAAUUUCAGUUCCUGCAUUCCUGCACAUGCUCAGUACAUUGAUGACAGUAUCCUAGCUAUGUGUAGCUAACUAACUGACACAACAUACACAUAUGCCACAUGGACAUCUUGGCCUACUAAAUUUACAUUCACCGAAAUUCCACCACAUUCCCCGCUUUGAUGCCUCUGGUACAAAUUAUUCCAGAUGCAUCACCAAUCACAGUUUUACCUACAUCUCUCAAGUUGCCAUUGAACCAGAGUAGACCUUGUAAGCAUCUUAAAAACUCCUUCAACAUUCCUCAUCCUCAAUAUAUUCUCUUUGGGCUAGGGGAUCAUAUCUAUAGACAGCCAUUACAUGAGCCACUGUCUUUCUCUCUAUAGUACUCUCUAUAAUACUACGUAGGGACCUUACCACUAAUGGAAUUAGACAGGGCAGAAAAUAAGAAUAUGAUAAACACUAUUCCUCCUACUAACACCUUAAUUCCUCCAAGCUGCUCAUACCAGCUUCCAAACCAACUAUUAGGAUUAUACCCAUUCCAGACCUGAGUCGGUACAUGCGCAAGUUUAACCAUGUGACUAGUAAAUUCAGCCACUGACUGACCUUCAUCAUCUAUAUGCAAACAACAGUUGCUAAGAUUAAACUUUCCGCAUACACCUCCUUCCACUGCUAAUAGAUAAUAUAAAGCUAAUCUAUUUUGAUAGAUGGCUGAUCUCAUCCUGGUAUUUUGCUUAGCUAGAAGAUUAAGCGCUUGAGCUGUCUCAUUAGUAAUAAUCUCAACCACUGCCUGUAGUCCAAUAAUCCGGUUGAGCAUAUAUAUCGGAGUUCUAUAUCCAUAAGUGCCAUCUUCUGCCCAAGUAUCAGGUCCAUAAUAAUUAAUAAUACAUUGAGGGGGCCACUCAUCAUCUUCCCAACUACCUAUAUUCAAGGAUGCUCUCUUCCUUUUAUAAUUUACAUCGUAAACCUUAACUCCCAAGGUCUCUCCUGUCUCAAUUGGCAACAAGAAGAAGGAUGGCUUGAGCAUACCUAAUACACAUGCCCCUUCCCAAUCUUGUGGUAACUCCGAAUAAGCUUUCCUACCACAGAUCCAGUAUAAAUUUGCUGGGGAUUUCCAACUAGAUUUAGCAGAUAAGUCAAACCAUACCUCCUUUAAAUGAGUGUAAUUGGCAAACGGAUUAGUAGGCUUCGAGACAUUUGAAGCUGACCACCAAGUAGUAUUUUUAAUAUUAACAUUAUAGGCUUUUUGUCCCAAGCAAGUUAGCUCACCUACAAACGUGUUAUACAUUGUCCCUUUCCUGGCUAUACAAACAUGACCUAUAAUGGAGGUUUUUAACCGCCAUUCAGAUUUACUUCUAGUACUUACUUGAUGAUCAGACUGAAAAUGUUGUUCAUAUGUCUCAGAGCCAGGGUACCAUAUUUCCUUUGCCUCCCAUGGCCACUGGUCUCCCAUAUUAGUACCUCCACACACAUAGCAAUUAGUUACAAUAAGACUACCCGCAAUACUCUCAGCCAAAUCUAUAAAUAGGUUCUUAACAUUAUGGGGAAUUUUAUCCUCAACACUCCUCUCCUCAUAAAAGGAAUGGAAAACCUGAUGAGUUUGAGUUGCCACUGUCUCAGUUUCAAGACCUACAUAUAUUAUUGUUCCUGGAUCUACUCCUGUGCCAUGUAUUUGGAACCCAAAAAUAUUUCCAAAUUUAUCAAUAAAAUGCUGGGGAUUAGAGAUGGUCAUAUGGACCGGAUUACAUUCCAUAGAUUUACAGUAUGGUGUGGUAGGCAACCUUUGGAUAAUCAUAUCUUGAUCCACUGUUUUUCCCCAGGUUGCCCACCCUACACAAGACCAAUAGGGACAAAAAUUAUAAUCUCUAUUUGGGCAAUCAGGAUCAGUAGAUCUUUCACUGGGACAUAAGUAUUUAUCAUUAAACCCAUAAGUUCGUUCCCAUUUAAGAUUACCACAUACAUUCCAAGGUUUUCUACUACCAGAAAUCGCCUUAAAUGCAUCAAAUAGCAGAACACCCGUAGAAUGUAUGGUAUUGAUCACAGUCCUAUUUAUCAAAGUUCCCUGGGAAUUACUAUUCCUAAUUACCAACCAAAUUGUAUGGGGUUGGAAUUGGGGAUCGAAACAUUUAGACUCUCCUGAUAUUGGCUUGCACACACUAUAAUCAAUAUCCAAAUAUCUACAUUUAGAUACAGAUCCCUUACAUUCAUACUGUGAGUGCCAGAUGAGAGUUUGGGAUAUUUGGUUACCUGUUUUAGUAGUCUUAAUGCAACUAUCGCAAUUCGGUAUGUCUGUACUCCUACCUUCCUGAAAAAUCAUAAAAAUACUAAGACACAUACUAAAACACAUUAUUCCUGAAAUCCUAAUUUUUCUUCGACCGUGCGAUGGCCCCUCAGCUUCCCGAUUGUGAGGGCUGCAAGGAUGUUGUUCUUCUGAUCCUCACUUUCCUUCACAGAGAUCCCUUCGAGACACUCUGGCUAUGACACAUAGGCAGGUGGUCAGGCUUUAUUAUGGCCGUCAAAACACCUACUUUGCUGAUCUCUAUAGUUACUCUAGAUGUCCCAAUAUCUCCUCGUCACUCCGACUGAGUUGCACGCUUCAACCGGAUCUUGCAAGGAUUCUCAGGAUCUGGGAUAGCUUGCCAAGAGUCUGAUGCUGGGUUAACCCUAGAAUGAUGAAUCCACGGAGUCACCUCUGCCACCUUUACAGCUGUUUGGGUAGAUAAAAGAACAACAUAAGGACCCCUCCACUUUGGACCUAAUGGAACAAUAUUCCAUUCUUUUAUCCACACUUGAUCUCCUGGUUGAUAGGAAUGAACAGGUAGAUAUAUAUUCACAGGUAACCUAUCUUGCACCCAUUUCUGCACCUCCUCCAUAGUUUUACCCAACUCUACAACCUGCUGCCGAGUAAUUCCUUCACCCAACUGAUUUAAGUCCCCCCUUAGAUUACUUAGUAUGGGAGGUGGACGCCCAUACAUAAUUUCAAAGGGAGACAAACCCAUCCUUCUGGUAGGCGUACUACGUAUUCGCAACAGAGCUAUUGGCAAAAGGACAUUCCACUUGAGCUGAGUUUCCUGACACAUUUUAGCCAACUGGGUUUUUAUUGUUCUGUUCAUCCUUUCCACCUUUCCAGAACUCUGAGGUCUAUAGGCUGUAUGAAGUUUCCACUUGAUACCAAGCACAUGAGUUAGUUGUUGCAAACACUGAUGAAUAAAGGCUGGGCCAUUAUCUGAUCCUAUAAAACACGGAAGUCCAUAUCUGGGUAUAACUUCUCGCAACAGAAAUCGUACAACUUCUCCUGCCUUUUCUGUACGAGUUGGACAAGCUUCUACCCAGCCUGAGUAGGUGCACACAGCUACCAACAAAUAACGAUAUCCCCCAGAUUUAGGCAUCACAAUGUAAUCUAUUUGUAAAUCUGACAUUGGGAGUCCUCCCAUAUACUGAACUCCAGGGGGUUUGACAGGGCCUUGUCUUGCAUUAUUUUGGGCACACAAUACACAUCUCCAAACUAUGGCUUGAGUCAGACUAGAUAACCUUGGUAUAUAGAAAUGUUUCCUAAGAGAUUCUUCCAUACUAUCUCUUCCAGUAUGUGUACCAUUAUGAACAUUUUGAACAAUCUCUAUAGCCAGAGAUGUCGGAAUAACUAUUCUUCCAUCUUCUAACUGAUACCAGUUAUUCUCCAGAUAUUUCCCAGCUUCAGUCUUCAACCUCUCCAUCUCUUGGGUUGUAUGUAUUGGAGUCCAUUGAGACAGAGGUGCCGGUACAAGGGCUGCGACAUAUCCCACAUAUUCCUCUAAGCCAGAUUCAGCUACAUGUUUUGCUGCGUUGUCGGCCAUGCAAUUUCCUUUGAUGACAUCACUAUCACCCCUCAGAUGUGCUCUACAGUGUAUAAUACCGACUUUCUUCGGUUCCCAUACCGCCUCUAACAGUUGGAGUAUUUCAGCCGCAUCCUUGAUCUCUUUUCCUUCUGAAUUCAGCAAUCCCCUUUCUUUAUACAAUGCUCCAUGUGUAUGGGUGGUUAGAAAAGCAUACUUCGAAUCAGUGUAGAUAUUCACUCUCAGCCCUUCAGCUAAUUGCAAAGCCCUGGUUAAUGCAAUCAGUUCUGCCUUCUGUGCUGAUGUCCCUUUUGACAGUGGCCAUGCUUCUAUCACCUUAUCUAUAGUCGUUACCGCAUAUCCUGCAUAACGUACACCUUCCUUCACAUAACUACUACCAUCAGUAUAAUACUGUAUGUCUGGAUUCUGGAUGGGGAAAUCAUGAAGAUCAGGCCUGCUUGAAAACACUUCAUCCAUUAUCUCCAAACAAUCAUGUUGACUUUCAGUAGUCUGAGGCAAAAGGGUAGCUGGAUUCAAAUUGUUGACAGUUUUGAGGUGUACUCUUGGAUUUUCACACAACAUAGCCUGAUAUUUGGUCAUUCGACUGUUGCUAAACCAACGAUUUCCCUUAUAAUCCAAGAGGGUCUGUACUGCAUGAGGUACUCUCCUAUAGAGUUCCUGACCCAAGGUGAGCUUGUCAGCUUCUGCUACCAGUAAGGCAGCAGCAGCCACUGCUCGCAGACAAGGUGGAAGACCACUGGCCACUGCAUCCAACUGUUUGGACAUGUAAGCUACAGGUCUUUGCCAUGAUCCCAAGUAUUUAGUUAAUACUCCCACAGCCAUUCUUCUUUGCUCAUGUACGUACAGAUAGAAAGGACGUGUAUGAUCUGGUAGACCUAGGGCUGGUGCAUUCAUUAGUGCUUUCUUAACAUCUUCGAAUGCCUUCUGUUGUUCAGAGGUCCACAAAAAGGGGUCAUGUUCUGUUCCUUUCACAGCUUCGUAUAGAGGUUUCGCCAAUAUUGCAUAUUUAGGAAUCCAUUUCCUGCAGAAUCCUGCUGCUCCUAAGAAUUCUCGCACUUGUCUUCUAUUCUUAGGUAUAGAUAUCCGACACACUGCUUCUUUUCUUUCAGGUCCCAUCAUUCUUUGACCUUCGGAUAUAUGGAAUCCUAAAUAUUUAACUUGGCUGGCACAAUUGUGCUUUCUUCCUCGAUACCUUGUAUCCUGUUCUCCAUAGAAUAUGAAGCAAAUCAUAAGUGGCUUGUUGGCAUAUCUCUUUAGUAACAGCUGCUAUCAAUAGAUCAUCCACAUAUUGAAGUAGUACACAUUCUCCUGGGAUGACUUGAAAUCUUGCAAAUCCUGGCUUAAUGCGGAUCCAAAUAGGGUAGUUGAAUUCUUGAACCCUUGAGGUAGUCUGGUCCAGGUCAUCGGACGCUUUGAACCUGUAACAGCAUCUUCCCAUUGGAAAACAAAGAUAUGUUGACUCUCAGCAGCAAUUCGAAGACAAAAGAAAGCAUCCUUAAGAUCUAACACUGUGAAGUAGGUUGCCCCACCUGGUAUCAAGGCAAGCAGAUUGUAAGGAUUGGGUACAACUGGGUGUAUAUUAACUACUGCAUCAUUAACUGCUCUCAAAUUCUGUACAGGAAGAUACUCGUCCGAUCCUGGUUUUGGAACAGGUAAUAAUGGAGUGUUCCAGGAGGAAGUACAGAAUUUUAGGAUGCCAUACCUUACGAACUUAUCCAAGUAGGUUUGUAUGUUUUCCUUAGCCUUUUUUGGGGUAUGUGAUAUUGACGUAGGCUCACAAGAUAGGCCCCAAGCUUUAGUUCAAUAUGUAUGGGUGGGAUAUUACGAGCAAGUCCUGGUGGAUUAUUAUCUGCCCUUACUCCUGGAAUGUCAAAUAAGGAUUCAUCUCUCUUAGGGUUAACACUUGUCACUAUGGAAUAGAAGCGCCAUUAUGCCUGGUAAUCCCUUAAACUUCAGAGAUGUUGAUGCAUUAGGUAAAAAGGUUAUCUGGGCUUGAAGCUUCGAUAAUAGAUCUUGUCCUAGAAGUUGAAUCGGACACUCUGGCAUAUAUAGGAACUGAUGCUUCACCACAUGGCCUCCCAGAAUACAAGUGCGACUUUUAAGAACCGGUCUAGCUGUGCUUCUCCCAGUAGCUCCUAUCACAGUUAUAGUCUUCCCCGAAGGCAGAGCCACCAUCUUAGUCACCACAGAAUGUUCAGCACCUGUGUCGAUCAUGAAAGAACUUCUCUUUCCCCCUAUUGCUACAUCGACCAUAGGCUCCGCUUGACCAAGGGGGAUGGAGCCCGGUUGGUAUCAAUAGUCUUCCAUGACAGUGUCAGUCAGACCCACAAAAUCUCUAUCCUCUCUUUCUCUAGGUCUCUGCAUGGGUGGAUAGUAUCUGUCUCCUUGAACAUUUCCUCUACUAUUCCCACCAUUCCCUCUAAAACUUCCUCUUCCUCUAUAACUACCACUAUAACCUCCUCUUUCUCUCUCCUUGUCUAUCACCUUCAUACUGCUCUCUCUGUGGACACUCACUCUUCCAAUGUCCCUCCUUUCUACAAUACGCACAUUGAUUCCUACUUAAAGGUCCCUUGCUCAGCCUAUUCUCGUCUCCUCUAUUCACUUCCCUUCCCUGCCUUUCUACACUUGAGAUAGCUACCGCUAGCAUAUCUGCCUUUUUCCUCAUCUUCCACGUUCUUCCUCCCGCUUUACCUCCGUCUCCCUAUUCAUAUAUACUUUAUUUGCAAUCUCCAUUAGCUGUAAUAUGGACAUCCCUACAAAUCCCUCUAAUUUAUGUAAUUUCCUUUUAAUAUCACCCUGGGCCUGGCUGACAAAUGCUGAAUUAAUCAUCCUAGAAUUCUCAGGCGCCUCUGGAUUAAAAGCAGUAUACAACCUAUAUGACUCCAAUAAUCUCUCAUAAAAGGUACUAGGUGACUCAUCAACCUUUUGCAACACCUCAGCCGUCUUUGACAUAUUAAUUGCCUUCUUCCCUCCUGCCUUCAUGCCAGCAAUUAGGGCUUCCCGAUAAGCCCUUAGUUGGGGCAUGUCAGCACCAUUCACUUUCCAAUUUGGAUCGACAUUUGGAUAAUGGGCUGCAGCCCACGCAACUGGAUUGGCCUGAUUUUGAGUACGGGCCGUUUCCUCAAGCGCUUUAAUAGCUUGAUUAAUCCGGGUCCUUUCCUCACAAUUAAAUAAAGUUAAUAAUUGCUGGCAAUCGUCCCAGGUGGGAUUAUGUGUUUGGAUAAUAGAAGUAACCAAAUCUGUCAGAACUUGAGGUUUGUCAGUAUAUGAAGAGUUAUGAGUCUUCCAGUUAAAUAAAUCAGUCGUAAUGAAGGGGACAUAUACAAACACUGGAUCUGCCCGUUGUAUUUGGCCAUUCUCAUCCACGUGUGUUGGGCCUGGUGUCAGUCGGAGAGGCAUUUGGUAAUGUCAGGGUUGGAGGGCACCAGUUAAUAUGGGACUACGAUAUGAUGAUUUCAUAAUGAGUUCCGGUCUAGGGGUAGUAAGGCAAGGGGAGUGAGGCGGAUUAAUUUUACUGGGCGAAAGUUCGGUCAACAGGAUAUUACGGGCUGGGCUGGGAGAAGCCUGACCAGGAACCAGAAGUGACGUCUGUUCCGGAUAUAUGGAACUAGUAGAGGCCUGUACCGGAAGGGGAGGUUUCAGAGCUAGUGGGCUGGGCUCUGAACUAGAUGCAUGAGUGGGCAGGGACAAUGGAAAAGGGGGAGUAGCAACACCAGUAGCACCACCUCUAACCUUAAGUGUAAGGAGGUGGGGAGGGAAGGUCAGUUUCAGAGGGGGAAUCUAAAAUGGGCGGAGUUGCGGCCCUGAUGGAGAGGCGAGUCCUGGCCACCAUGAGGCGACAUUGCUCCUCGUGGCAUACCUUAACCCAUUUAGGCAAUUCUUCUACAAUCUGUUUCCAACAAUCAAUAUACGGAAACUGAUCAUAAAAUUCAGGCCUACUAGAUACAGCUGCGUGCACACGUACCAAAAUGAGAUCAAGGCUACCACGUGGUGGCCAUGCAGUCACCAGGAUAGGCCACUCUCUACUACAUAAGGUAGUCAAACGUUUUGGAGACAAUUUUACCCCAAAAUCACAGGCUUUAUAUCCCUUUGUAAAGUUUUUCAACAUGCACGACAAGGGAUUAACAAUCUUUGAGUCGGACGCACCCAUACUGGCAAUGGAACGUCUAUUACAAAGAUACACAAUACUUCAAACACUUCCAACAAUCACACUUGUUUCACUGGCAACAGUACCAUGUGGCACGGUUGCUAAGCCAAACAUACACACACAAUAACACGCAGAGAAUUCUCGUUCAUACAGUGAUAUCACAGCGUCCCACUCACAAAGAUCUACCAAACACUAGCUACUUACCUCUAUAACUAUAAAUCGUCUCUACAAUUAUCCGUACUAUAAAUCAACUUUUAACUAACCAACUAUAUCACAUUCUAGUAAUCUCAUCUUUACAGUCAGUGGUUAUGGUACAGUUAGUAAGUGGUUAUAAUACAGUUUUAAAGUCACAGAUCAGUUAGUAACAGUUAUGGUAUUAUACAUAUAACAUAAAACAGCAAUUGUUAGUAAUUUUUACACAAUGUCAGUGGUUAUGGUACAUGUCAGUAGUUAUGGUACCGAGCGCUAUAUUACAGUUAUACACACAAUUUACACACCCACUAGACGGCAAAGCUCUAACUUUCUAGUAGGACAUACAAGUUAACCAAUUCACCAACUACAAUAUAUUUAACAACAUUUACAAUAAUCCCAACUAUUCUAACUGGCCAGCACCUCGAGAGCUUUCGAUCUAUUUGUACACCAGAGAUUCGAUAAGUUCUUCGCUGCCCAGACACCACGUAUAGCGAACUAGAGGGCAGAAUUUACACCAAUACCCUUUUAGUCUAUUACACUAUCAAUAAUCUAGUGGCUGGAUUUACAACAGAGCACACUUAGUUAAGAUAGGGUGAAAUCUAGCAAACUAUAAUAUACAACAGAGUCUGCUUAAUUUCGCCGAUCUCCCCGACCUAGCAACCAAAAUUUACACCUAGCAUGCUAGUCAAGGCAGGACAUCGGCGUCUGUGUUUUAUUCCUAGGCCUUAUGGCUUUUAAUACUGCCACUGGAGUCACUUUUUUCUAGGCAUUUGUUAUGCCUUUUAAUAUAGCAGCUAGCUUUUUCCUAGGCCUCUGUUGGGCCUUUUAUUAUAACCGCUGGAUUCACUUAUUCCUAGGCCUCUGUUAAAUCUUUUAUUGCAGCUGCCUCAACUGAGUGUGGUGAGAUAGCUCAGUCGGCUAAUACUUCAUCAGCAGAAACUGUUUGUCAAUUGGGGCUCACCGGUUCAAUUCCCUGCAGGGCUGACUCAGUCCUUAAAGGACCACUAUAGUGCCAGGAAAACAUACUCGUUUUCCUGGCACUAUAGUGCCCUGAGGGUGCCCCCACCCUCAGGGACCCCCUCCCGCCCGGCUCUGGGGAAAGGGGUAAAACUUACCUUUUUCCAGCGCUGGGGGGCUCUCUCCUCCUCUCUCUCCUCCGUUACGCCCUGCCCGGCUGAAUGCGCACGAGCGGCAAGAGCUGCGCGCGCAUUCAGCCGGUCUCAUAGGAAAGCAUUUACAAUGCUUUCCUAUGGACGCUGGCGUGCUCUCACUGAUCACAGUGAGAAGCACGCAAGCGCCUCUAGUGGCUGUCAAUGAGACAGCCACUAGAGGAUUAGGGGGAAGGCUUAACCCAUUAAUAAACAUAGCAGUUUCUCUGAAACUGCUAUGUUUAUUAAAAAAUGGGUUAACCCUAGCUGGACCUGGCACCCAGACCACUUCAUUAAGCUGAAGUGGUCUGGGUGCCUAGAGUGGUCAUUUAAUGUAAAUAAAAUGUGUGCCAUUAAAUUGGGUAAUAGUAACAUCCCAAUGAUAUACUUAGAAACCAGAAAAUAUUUGAAUGUCUCUUUCCUGGUUCAAGACUUUGCAAUAAUAAUAAUAAUUGCAUAUUGCUUAUAGCUGGUCAAACAUUGCUUAAAGGACCACUAUAGUGCCAGGAAAACAUACUCGUUUUCCUGGCACUAUAGUGCCCUGAGGGUGCCCCCACCCUCAGGGACCCCCUCCCGCCCGGCUCUGGAAGGGGGAAAGGGGUAAAAACUUACCUUUUUCCAGCGCUGGGAGGAGAGCUCUCCUCCUCCUCUCCUCUCCGUUAGCCGGCUGAAUGCGCACGCGUAGCGGCAAGAGCUGCGCGCGCAUUCAGCCGGUCUCAUAGGAAAGCAUUUACAAUGCUUUCCUAUGGACGCUGGCGUGCUCUCACUGUGAAAUCACAGUGAGAAGCACGCAAGCGCCUCUAGUGGCUGUCAAUGAGACAGCCACUAGAGGAUUAGGGGGAAGGCUUAACCCAUUCAUAAUUAUAGCAGUUUCUCUGAAACUGCUAUAAUUAUGAAAAAAUGGGUUAACCCUAGAAGGACCUGGCACCCAGACCACUUCAUUAAGCUGAAGUGGUCUGGGUGCCUAGAGUGGUCCUUUAAGGACUGACAAGAAAAAGACAAGGGAGGUGUUAAUAUUGAAGUAGAUAUAUAAAGAAUGAUCUCAUGUUCUGUUGCACAUUCUGUUUCCUUUGUAGACAUUAAAUGACAAUGUUUUGUGCCUGCAGGUGGUGGUAACACGUUUCGACUUUUGAAAGCGUUAUACGAUAACAAUUUAAUUCCUGCCAUAAGGAAGAAAGUGCUUGAGGUAUUGUAUGUUCCUGGAAGGAUCGCAGAAUCCAUUAGCUCUUAUCAUCACUUGCCAUUAAUCAUAGGUGUUCAUUGCUGGUUGACGUGAUGUGCUUAUGUACCUUUUUUUUUUUUUCCUGCAAUUUUUCUCUGCACCCCAAUGACAAAAUGCAGGCAUUUAAUUAUGCAUUUUUUUACUUUGGACUAUCUUAAAAACUAGUCUGCCUCUUGUGUUUAGCUCCCCUGAGCUAAGCUAUGAGGAGAUUAAAGGACCAGUGGUCUCAUUGACAUGCGAUGGGGGGGAGGGUGUUACAAGGAUAAUUUCUAUUAAGAUCAGCACUUAUGUAAAAAGAGGACACACUCCAGCAAGGUUAAGUGCUUUACGUGUUUGGAGUGUUCAUUUAACCACAUGGUGAUCCCAGUUUAUUGAUUGAUGUUUCCUGUUUUAUAUGGAAAUAUCUUAUGUCUAUGUCAGAAUCCUGAUUCUUUUCCUUAUUGCAUUUGGUUAACAGAAAACGUUAAUAGCAAAAUUAUAAUAAAUUGUAUAUGGAUAAAACUCAUACAGGCUUCUUACAAUGCAUCUUGCCCUUACAGAUGUGCCUAUAGUAUAGUGUUAAACUAUUUUUUUUUUUUUUUGUUCAUUAAUUCCUAAUAAGGUUUCCUUCGGCGCAAAUUAUUCAGACAUUUUGUAAGGAUUGCAAGACAUGAGAAAGCAUAUAUUCACUGAUUGAUGUAUAUAUCUGUUCUCUGAAUAUUUAUGACAUGGAUUAAAGGGAAACUAUAGUACCAGGAAAACAAAAUUGUUUUCCUGGCACUAUAGCUCCCCUCUCCUGUUUAGUAGAUAUGCCCCAAAUGCAAACUUGCAUACAUUUAAUUAUGCAUUUUUUCAUUGGGUGUAAAUCUAAAAACAGCUUGCAAAACCUGAAGUUCUCUUGUCUGCUGUCUUUACAAACCCUCCCCUUUUAACCCUGCCAGACUUUCUAUGGCUGUCCAAUCACAGACUUACUUUCUAAUUAAGGUCAAAGACAAGUCCUUGCAAGGCAGGUGCUCUGAGUAACUGCUGCCUCUUGAGUUUAGCUCCACUGAGCUAACAAAACCAGGGAGUAGCAUUCUAUGUUGUCAGUUGGAAAGCCAUUCUGAUGAAACCUGGACGUUUUGCAAAAUGAAAAAAAGACCGGACAUACUCUUCACACGUAAAGCUUUUCAGCAAACUAAAGUGCUUUAGGGUCUGGAUUGUCCCUUUAAUCAGCAAUUUUACUGCAAUUAGUUCUGCUUUAUCUCUUUUUUAUUUUUUUGCAUUAAACAAGAGGCAACAUUUAAACUACAUUUAUUUGGCAAUAUUGUGUUUUGUUUAUUGAAAUAUUUUUAUUGUUAAAUCUAGCAUUAAGAAGUGGUGAAACCAACCAACCAUAAGCACUGCAGCUUAUUUCUACCUCUCCUUUCAGGAUGGGAUCCCAUACAUAGGUUCCAGUGCUGGCACCAAUGUGGCAACAAUAACCAUCAAUACCACCAAUGACAUGCCAAUCGUGUACCCACCAUCUCUCCAUGCUCUUGGUUUGGUGCCUUUCAAUAUUAAUCCUCACUAUCUAGAUCCAGACGCCAACAGCAAGCACAUGGGGGUAUGUAAUGUACAGAAUAGAGUGACCAAUUGGUUAAUUACACUGUAACAAACUGUAAUCCAUUGUUCAUUUAAACUUCUACAGACCAAAGAUAAAUUUCCUUUGAAUUAGAGUAUUUGGGAAUGUGCAAACAUAAAUGUUUAAUGGCAUAAGAAAGGAUGCAUAGAUGGAAGUAGGGUACGGAGAGAUAAAGGGAGAAAGAGAGACGGAGGUAUUAAAGCAAUUGUAAAGAAAAGACCAUAAAACUUACUAGACAACCUAGAAAGGAGUCAAGACGGGGGUGGGAGUGAGCAGACAUACACAGAAUGCAUGAACUACAGCAGACGCUAAAGGGGACGAGAGAAAGUGGAACCUUAAAGCAUUAAUAAGAGAGAGUACUUAUAUCAUAGGGGAAUUAUGGUAUUCCUUUUCUUAACGUUAUUUUUGUAUAUUUAUACAUCUAUUUUCAAUAACAGGCUUUCUAUGUGGUGUAUAUAAUAAGUUUCUGUAUUUUUAAAGACUUGACCAAAGCCUCAAAUGCUGCUUCUGUCCUGUUUGGAAAAUAUAGUCUCAGACCGCCUGCCAUAUUGGUCUCCGUGGUGAUUUAAUCUAUUAGAAUUAUGGAGUGAAAUGUCUCAAGAAUUGUUUAAAUAGACAUACCACUAACUAAAUAUUCUUUAUAAUUUAGCAUUCGCAGAGAAAUAAUACCAGCAUUGUUAAUAUUACAAUAAUUCUGCCUAUUUAAGAGAGUGAUUGUUUUCACCAACUCUCAUGGGAUCUGUCUUUACAGGAGACACGGGAACAGAGGAUAACACAAUACCACGAAGAGCAGGAUACGCCACCUGUACUAGUAAGAAUUUAAUGACUAUGAAUACACUGUUUUGUUUCUGGGAUUUAAAAUAUUCCAGUGGAGAAUGAUCUGAUCUUUUAUAUUAAUCUAAAUUAAUUGUGCUAUUUGUAGAGGUUGGUGUAGGUAAGUGGCAAGGUAAAGCGUUGCCCGAGAUUACUCUCCUGGAUGCAGCUCUUUCAACUGCAGCUAUAAUUUCUUAUAGGAGAGAGCAGGCAGAUUGUAGAUUAGGAGGCAUUCUGUUGCUUGUGGCGACCCAUGCAUUAUUCCCAUGGGAAUAAGUGGAUGGAUGAUGUUACAGUUCAUGCACAGCAGGAUUCCACAACAUCUGCCUAUUGAAACAAUAUUCUAUAGUUGCAUAGGUCUGGUGAGAUUGUGAACUUUAUCCACGGGUACAAUAUUGCUGUGUAUGUUGCCAUUUGGUGUAGGGGCAGGCAACCUUCGCCACUCCACUCUAUCUGCAGAUGUUUCAAGAGGGCAAAUGUGCCUGUGGCAUCCCUUCUUUCUGCUGCUGUUUUGUGGAACACUGCCAUGGCGUAGUCCAGCAUUUUGCAUGAAAUGACAACACUUAUGAGUUUAUUGGAAAUCAAGCAGAAUGAGAUAGGACAACAGUGACCAUGACAUGGUUCUAAAUUGUGGAUUUUUCUUAUACUUUGAUAUACCCAAGUGCCCCCUUGAAGUCAUGCAACCUUGUGAGAAAAUGCAGCCUCACACUAAUCUGGAAUUAGCACUCACUUUCAGACCCAAUGGGACAAUGUGAUCUCCUUGUCUCCAUGUAAGGAGGUAAUGGAAAUAUCACGGUUACUAGUACUCUGGGGAAUCAUACGCUCCAUAAUUGGUUUAUUCUAACAAAUAUACCCUCAUAUGUAAAAGAACUUGGACAGAGAACUCCAUUAAUGUGACUGGGGAUGCAUCAGCAUCAUGAUGUGGUGAUGUGGUUUUAUUAACCUUUGUUUACGUUCCAGGCAAUACGGGAGGGAUGUUUACUGUUAGUGGAGGGAGACAAAGCGACCCUACUUGGCGUUACAGGAGCCCGUCUCUUCCAAAGGUAAUGUUUUCUCACAGUGUUUUCUUCAUACUGCAUCCUUUGCCAUUAUGUAUGGUGUAGAUGUGGGUGUCUGUAUAUGUAUACAUACAUUUCCUGUUAAACUUGAGGAAAAGUGAAAAGAUUAAAAUGGGAAGUGUGAGGACUGUAUGUGUUCCCUGUAAUAUGGUUAAAUGCAGAUCUUGUAGUUUUUCCACUCUGUAUUUUAUCUUUGUUAUAUUAAAGGGACCCUGUAGGUACUUUAACAACUUCAUUUUAUUGAAGUUGUUAUAGUGCCUGCAGUCCCCCCCCCCCCAAUGAUUAUCUAUGACAGCAUCUGGUCAAGGUCCCCUAUGAGGAACAUUGGAUUGGCCCAUCAUCCUGGAGGCAAAUUGAGGAGGUGGUCGCUGCAGCAAUGAGGGAGACUCGGCGCUGUAGGAAAUUUUUUUUAUAACUGACAAGGGGUAUCAUGGCUGUAGCGUUUGGUCUACAUAUAUGUAUUUCCAACGCUACAGUGUUGGAAAUACAUAUAUGUAGACCAAACGCUACAGCCACAGUGUCUUUAACACACACACUCUGUAAUGGCCCUUAAAAGGACAAUGUAGGCACCCAGACCACAUCGACUCAUUGAAGUGGUCUGGGUGCACUGUCCCUAUUGUCCUGAGUUCUGCAAUGUAUACAUUGCAGCUCUAAGUCUGCCUCCAGUGGCUGUCUCCCCAACCUUUGGUACGAUAUUGGACGCUGGACGUCCUCACACUCUGCGUUGAUUUAAUGCAUUCCUAUGGGGAGGUCUAAUGUGUGUGCGGCAUUUGCGAUCGAUGCGGAAGGGAGGAGGAGCCACGACCAAGUACUGAGGGACAUCAGCGCUGGAAUAAGGUAAAUAAAGUAUGGUCAAUAAAACCCUUUUAUUAACCACUGCUGGGAGUGGGGGGAGGGAGGGAGGAGUACCUCCAGAAUAUCUCUAAGUAUGUCGUUAACCCCUUAAGGACCAAACUUCUCGAAUAAAAGGGAAUCAUGACAUGUCACACAUGUCAUGUGUCCUUAAGGGGUUAAAGAGUAUCUGGUCUCCUUAUUUUGUUGCAGACAAGUCACAUUUUAAGUGAAUAUUUGCCCUCAUGUUUUUUUAUUUUUGCACUACAAAAUAAUUUAAAAAAACAAAAACAUUGAGAGACUCAGACUAUUAUCUGCAUUUGAUAAUUGAAUGAUGGACCUUUUUAUAUAAUUAGGAAUGUAUUAAUUGUCUUUUUUUCCCUCUCUUCUUUAGAGGUAAAGCUACAUCAGAGCACGAUCCUGGACAUGAUUUCAGCUUUCUCCUGGCUCAUAGCUGAGAGGAGUCAUUGCUUCCGUAAAACUUGAAUGUUCUAAACAAUAAACACAUCACCUACAGACAGUCUGCGCUCCUCUCUGUUUUGCGUUUUAAACAAAUUCUUACUUGUUAGUGAAUCACUAUUAUUCUACUUGUCUAUUACUACUGUACACCAUAAAAAUAUUGUCUGGAGUUUGCUGAAGUCUUUUUUCAUCAUUCGGAAUUAGGAAGGAGGGAAAAUUAUAUAGAUUUACAAAUGUUAAUAUUUAUUAAAUACUAAUAAUUAUUUGACCAUAGCCUGGAUCCAUGACAGGGAUCCAUUUUAGUGAGAUAUUUGUUGUGCUGGUCUGGGUAUUAUAUUUUGUCUAAAAAAAUAAAAAAUAAAGUUGCAUUAA